AUGAAUCCUGAUGGAACAGACUUAAAGCUUGUCUUCUCGAUAGACAACAUUGAUCCUUCCGAUACUGCUAAGGGUUUAGCUGGUGCCUUCCAGCCUACAUGGUCACCAGGUGGCGAAUGGAUUGCCGUUAGUGCGGGCAGUUGGUUUUUCCAGCGUGCUUUCUCUGGUGGAUGGAUCUACAGAGCCGCUGCGAACGGCUCCUAUUCAGAGCAACUCACCUUCGGCAUCGCCGACGAGGUGAACUCGGGCUUCCCCAGCUUCUCGCCUGAUGGAACCCAGCUCGUAUACCGCGAUUUCGGGUCUGAGGGAGGUCUAGGACUACGCAUAUUGAAUCUCGCGGACAAGACCACCGCGAAUCUUACAGACGACUGGGAUAGCAACCCAGGCUGGUCUCCAGACGGAGAACGCGUCUUUACCCGCCGCAAUCACAUUAACUGGGAGGAUCUUGAGGCUAUUGACAGCUUUGACAUCUACACCAUCGCCCCUGACGGCACUCCUCACGCAACUCACCACGAGUGGUGCGAACGACGCACAUGCCGCCUGGUCCGCGGACGGGCGUAUCAUGUAUACCAGUGGCAUGUACGGAUUCCGCGAGGAGUGCGUCAACUACGAUAA
Messenger RNA from Pseudogymnoascus destructans, 615 nucleotides. RefSeq lists its product as uncharacterized. The coding region runs from base 1 to 615 and encodes 204 amino acids. The transcript has a single exon. The record is from RefSeq and is a predicted model, not a curated record. NCBI's taxonomy places the organism in Eukaryota, Fungi, Ascomycota, Leotiomycetes, Thelebolales, Thelebolaceae.